AUGAUUCACUAUGAGCUUCAAUCUGCUUCUACUACUAGCCAUGAUAGCUAUAAACAUUCUCUCCUCCACCACCAUCUUCUUCCAAUCAACCGUCAAUUCCUCAUCGGCACUCUGUUCCUGACCAUCCGGCGGCUCCAAACAAGUAGUGCUGCCCUCAACAACCGCACAGACAACCAGCCAGACAAUUCCACUUCAACUGCUUCCACCGUCUCCUACUCUGUGCCGAAAGAUCUCUUCAUCUACUCUAAGCUCUCCCCAUGGCUUCUGCUUGCCAUAACUACCAUGCCCUCUUACACUAGUACAAAACUACAUUCAUUUCUCUGUUUAUUCUUCCGACAUUGA
Molecule: messenger RNA, 342 nt
Organism: Eruca vesicaria subsp. sativa (arugula)
Lineage: Eukaryota; Viridiplantae; Streptophyta; Magnoliopsida; Brassicales; Brassicaceae
Source: the annotation of a GenBank genome assembly